Messenger RNA from Talpa occidentalis (Iberian mole), 930 nucleotides. RefSeq names its product olfactory receptor 6C4-like. Bases 1 to 930 code for a protein of 309 amino acids. The record is from RefSeq and is a predicted model, not a curated record. Gene Ontology annotation, molecular function: G protein-coupled receptor activity; olfactory receptor activity. Gene Ontology annotation, cellular component: membrane. Lineage: Eukaryota; Metazoa; Chordata; Mammalia; Eulipotyphla; Talpidae. Gene Ontology annotation, biological process: G protein-coupled receptor signaling pathway. The transcript has a single exon.
AUGAAAAACAGGACCGCAUUUACUGAGUUUAUCUUGCAGGGUCUCACAAAUCAACCUGAACUCCAAGUGGUGAUAUUCAUCUUUCUGUUCCUUGCCUACCUGCUAAGUGUCCUAGGGAACCUAACCAUCAUCAUACUGACUCUGGUAGACCCUCAACUUAAGACUCCUAUGUAUUUCUUCCUCCGGAAUUUCUCCUUCUUAGAAGUUUCUUUCACAUCCAUUUUUAUCCCCAGACUUUUGACCAGCUUGGUAACAGGAAAUAAAGUCAUCAGCUUUGCUGGCUGCUUGACUCAGUAUUUUUUUGCUAUUAUGCUUGGGGGGACAGAGUUUUACCUCCUGGCUUCUAUGUCCUAUGACCGCUACGUGGCCAUCUGCAAACCCCUGAACUACCUGACCAUCAUGAGCAGCCGGGUCUGCAUACUACUCGUGUUCUGCUCCUGGCUGGGGGGACUCCUGUCCAUCUUACCCCCCUUCAUCAUGGUGAGACAGAUAGAUUUCUGUGCCUCCAAUGUGUUGAAUCAAUAUUACUGUGACUUUAGACCCUUCCUAAAGAUCGCCUGUUCAGACACACAACUCCUAGAAUUAGUAGUCAUCUUCCUAGCUCUUUUGACUCUGGUGGUUACCCUGGUGCUAGUGACACUUUCCUACAUAUACAUUAUCAGGACUAUCCUGAGGAUCCCUUCUGCUCAGCAAAGGACAAAGGCAUUUUCCACUUGUUCCUCCCACAUGAUCGUCAUCUCCCUCUCUUAUGGCAGCUGCAUCUUCUUGUACAUUAACCCAUCACCAAAGAAAGAAGGUAACUUUGACAAGGAAAUAUCUUUGCUCAUGACUUCAAUUAGCCCCUUGUUGAACCCCUUUAUUUAUACUCUAAGGAAUCAUCAGGUGAAGCAAGCAUUUAAGAACACAGUACAAAAAAUUAUAAAGUUUUAA